Molecule: messenger RNA, 1532 nt
Organism: Coffea arabica (coffee)
Lineage: Eukaryota; Viridiplantae; Streptophyta; Magnoliopsida; Gentianales; Rubiaceae
Product: CRM-domain containing factor CFM3A, chloroplastic/mitochondrial-like
Molecular function (GO): RNA binding
Source: RefSeq, a predicted model, not a curated record
ACAGAAAACGGGAGCAAAGCCGAGGAGCAAAAGGAGGUGGAGAAGUUGUCAUCCUCACCGUCGCUGCAACUGCCGAUCACUUCCCAAUUGAUGUUUUUAAGGGCCUGAAUUUAAGUUUCAAGCUACUUGGGAGAGCUAGAAUGAAAUUAAUCCUACCUCUCUCUCUCCCAAUGCACAUCCUAAUGCAGAGAGCUGUGGAGAAUGUAGGAACAAAAGAGAUGGUGAAGUCUUUGAUUGGUGGUACCCGUCGAUUCUCUAUUUCUUCACUUCUCAAACCAUGCUCUCCAAUUCUCUUCAUUUUAGUGAUCUUUAGGCCUUCAAUGCAAUUGACUUCAAGAAGUUCAUGGUUGGCACUGAGGAAUUUUAGCCAUGGCAGAGUGAAUUUAGUGAUAUCUCCACAGGGAAAGCCAAAAUUCGAGACUCAUGAAAUUGAGCUGCCUAAAAGAGACAAGUGGAUGACAAAGAAGACGUUGAAGAUGCAAAGGAAAAAAGAAAAGCAAAAGAGAAAGGCUGCCAAUAAAAGAGACCCCAGAAGACUUGGUGUCAAAGGGAAGAAGAAAAAGCAGAGGUUUGCUAAUGCUGAGGAAAGGAUUAAAUACAAGCUUGAAAGGGCUAAAAUUAAGGAAGCCUUGCUAAUUGAAAGACUAAAGCGGUACGAGGUCAACAAGGUCCAGGGUCCUGUUGUUAAGCCACAUGAGCUGACUGGCGAAGAGCGAUUUUACAUGAAGAAAAUGGCCCAGAAAAGGUCGAAUUAUGUACCUAUUGGUAGGAGAGGAGUAUUUGGUGGUGUCAUUCUUAAUAUGCAUUUGCAUUGGAAGAAGCAUGAAACUGUCAAGGUCAUUUGCAAACCUUGCAAACCUGGUCAAGUGCAAGAUUGUGCUAGUGAAAUUGCCAGGCUUAGUGAUGGAAUUCCAAUUCAAAUAAUCGGUGAUGAUACAAUAGUUUUUUAUCGCGGAAAGGAUUAUGUGCAACCAGAAGUUAUGUCGCCCAUCGAUACAUUGUCCAAGAAGAGGGCAUUAGAAAAAUCCAAGUACGAGCAGUCACUUGAGUCUGUUAGACGGUUUAUUGCUAUUGCUGAGAAGGAGCUUGAAUUAUACUAUAGACAUGUGGCACUUUACGGUGACCCAAAUGACCGGAAUCCGAACUCAAUCUUUGAUAAACCAAGAUGGAUGGAAUGGGCUAGGAAGGUUGAGGUAAAAGAAGAUGCAUCUUCAAUAACUGAAGAAUGUUCGCAUACUUUCUUUCAAACAGAAAUUGAUUCGAUGGAUGAUGAAAACUUAGAAUCUGAAGAAAUCUCAGAAUUUGAUGAUAAAUGCAAGAAUAAUACUGCAUCUGCAAUUGAAAUAGAUUAUGGGGAUGAUGGAACUCAUAUUGGGGAAAUAGAGUCAUGUGAUGAAGAAACAGGUAGUGUCUCUUAUACUAGAAUACUAGGUUCAGGAUCUGUACAUCGAAGUAAAUGGAAUGCUGAAUGAGAAUUUGUUUUGAGCAAGAUUUUAUUUCGCAAUAUUCAUUUUAAUUUGUUUACACCCACA